AAAGAGGUGGAAAAAAAAAAGAAACAAGUAGUCGAGGCGUUCGUGGAAACAGGAAGCAAAGAGGGGGAAAGCAGAGCGGAGGUUGUUGUUGUUGUUACAAAAAAAAAAAAAACUUCGGAUGGGAGCGCUCUGUCUUUUACUACCCCGUUAUUUUGAGCUCUUUGGACCAACAGUGCAGCCGCGCUUGCGGUUGGCUAGAUCGCGAGGACUUUCCGUCCGUUGCCUGGACACCGCUGAGGGAGGGAAGAUCGCGCGCUUCGCGCCGAAGUGGACGGUGCAACGGCUACCUGAUCAGGAGUCUCGUUUUAUUUGCCCUCCCUGACCAUCCACAACACUGGAAUGACCCUCACCUUACUGUUGUUUUAUCACUUUAAAGGCAGGGCGUGACAUUCCUCCUUUUAAACCGCGGCCCUAGUCGAUUUUACUGGAGUAUUUUGACGUUUGAAGAAGUCUUCAGUUCGUCUGACAGGAACGGUGCACGCGCAGGCAGCGUGAGCUAACGAGAGCUAGCGACUUAGCUGCUAAUGUCAACUAACAUGGAAGGAGAGGUGCAUGUGUUACAUAACAACCAAACGCAAUUAAAUCGCCGACUUCUGACACCCAGCAAGCACAAUAAUGGACGUGAUUUAAUCUCCAAAGAAUAAAACCGCCCAUAAAGACAUUUAUUUGGGAGAGAUGGAGUCCAACCCGCUGAUCAGCGCGAUGGAUCCGUCCAUUACAUUGUGGCAGUUCCUGCUACACCUGCUGGAGGAUCAGAGUCAGAAGCACCUGAUCUCCUGGACGUCUGGGGACGGGGAAUUCAAACUGCUGGAUGCUGAGGAGGUGGCCAGACUCUGGGGGCUUCGCAAGAACAAAACCAACAUGAACUAUGAUAAACUAAGCAGGGCACUUCGUUACUACUAUGACAAGAAUAUUAUUAAGAAAGUUAGCGGCCAGAAGUUUGUCUACAAGUUUGUGACCUAUCCGGACCCCAACUCUGCUGAUGGUCUGAGAGGGCCUGAGGAUUCACAGAGGGCCUCUGCGGGAGAGAAAUUGGAGCUGUCCAAUCAGACCAAACCUCUAGGUGCUGCUAACAGCACCAGCCCAUGUCUCUCCAAGAGCCUGCAGGUUCAGCGCUCCUCCCCCAGCUCGGUGCAACGCAGCUCCCGCAACGAUUACAUGAAGUCUGGUCUCUACUCUACUUUCACCAUCCAGUCCUUGCAGUCACCCUGCAAAAGCACUUCUAAAUUCAUCAAAACAGAGCACGUCUUGAUUGACGGCAGCCCCAAACCUGCCCCUCUGGACCACACAGUGCAUGAGAUACGAAUGUGUCAGACAGAAGGGCAGCAGGGAACUGUUCAGGCCCAGUCGACUGUGGAGAGCAGCAGUCUGCAGGUGAUAGUGACCCACCCCUCCCCAUGUGCUACACCCGCUCUCAGCCCCCAGACACCCUCUGGCUCAGCCUCUGCAACCACAAAUGCUCAAGCGCAGAAGAGCCAGAGUUUGGGUGACCCACCACAGAUCUACUUGUCCGAUCCUAGCUCUCUGACCUCGCUAAUUCCUCUGGCUCAUGGUGAAUGUGUUGUCAACCCCUCUCAGCCUGUGUUUGUGGUCAUAAAGCCUCCUUCUGUCGGGCCGCCCAAAGAGUCAAAUCUCUCGCCUGAGGAAGACUUGCUGGAGAUUGUCGAUCUGGAAGAAAAAACAGAUGUUGAGUCGGUGUCCACAGUGCCUGUCCCUGGAGAUACAGAUGCCCCAAUCCCUGUGGAUGAACCUUCACCCUGCGUGGAGCCAGUGGCCCAGCCGGUUGGAGAAGGGGAAGUGGAAGAGAAGCCUGAUUUAACUGAGGACACAAAUACUUCAUCAGCCUCCCUCUCAGAGAGCAUGCAGGAAGUCCAGCCUCCUAAAUCAAAGAAGCCACGUGUGCUGGAGCUGCCAUCCUCGUCUACACUGCUGCCCAUUGGUCUCUCACUGGAUAAGGUCAAUGCAGCGGUGAACAGCCUGCUGGCCUCUGGCAGUGCCACAAACACCUUAACACCCACAGUCAUCACCUCCCAUUCCCUGACUCCAGUGCUGUUGACACCGAGUCCGCUGCCAUCAACCAUUCACUUCUGGAGCACGCUCAGUCCUAUCGCUCCACGCAGCCCUGCCAAGCUCUCCUUCCAGUUCCCCUCCAACGGAAGCAAUCAGAUCCAGAUCCCGGCACUGAGUGUGGACGGCCUAUCCACACCUGUCGUUCUCUCCCCUGGACCACAGAAACCUUGACUUGCGAUUUAAUUCAUUUGUCUCUUGCCUUGGUGAUUGGCUCACUCCCCAGCCAAUAACACGCUGAGGACGACCAAUGAAAGAUAAGACGCUCCAUAAGUUCCGCUUCGAGUUGGGCGGAGCCUCUGCUCCAAUGACGACUCGACAAGAGGAGUGCGCUCUCAGUUGUCCUCUACGAUUGGUUGACAGAGCUGCCCGCUUCUGGGCUUCAUGGUGGUAUUUCAUAGACCAUUUGCUCUUUCGUUUUUCCCUUUGACUUUUAUAUGAUCAUCAACGGUUAUUUAUUUAUUUUUGAUGCGUCUUGGUGCAUCAUGUGAUUGGUGCAGAUUGUGAGUUUGGAACUCUGAGAUCUCACUUCAUUUUUGAUUUCUCACCGUAACAUUACGAGUUAUGGACCAGACGAGGUAACCUCUGAUUGAAUCAAGGCAUGAAAUGCCAUUUAUAGACGGAGCAUUGCUUUCUUGAAAACUUCUUUCUUUUUGUGAUAAUAGAAAGCAUGCAUUUGAAAUCUGACGGAUUAAAGUGCAAGAUUAUUUUUUUCUUUGCGGUUUGUAAAAGGAUAUGACACACUGUUGUUUUAAACAUUUUGUGUUUUUCCAUGGACAAAGGAGUCAUUGAUAAUGCCAGAGGAAUGUCACGGCCAUUCCCGGGAUUUGAAGAGGUGGAACCAGGGAAGAACGGAUACGAAAGAGAUUCAGCAUGAUAUCAAGAUCUUUUUCUUCUACGAAAUCAUUCCUUUAUUUCAAAAUGUCCUUCUUGUAAAUAUAAGUUGCACCCAUUCCAAGAUUAGAUUUUUUUUGUUGUUGGUUUUUUUAAUAUUUCUUUUCAAGGAGCCCUUUCUCUGGCAAAGCAGGCAGAAGUGUCAUGGCGCAGCGUCGUUUUUUUUUUAAUAUUUUUCUUUUUAAGGAAAAUGCCAGAGGAGACCAAAGACCAGCUGUUUAUAUACAAUCCAUCUUCGCAUCUCUAUCGUUUCACAUUUUCUUAGUCUCUUUCUCACGCUGAGUUUCUAUUUUUACUCUGCCACAUCAAAGGGCUAUAAGAACCUUCACACAACCAAAACGCUCUCUUGUUCUGACAAUGUACAUAACUGAUAGAUCCGACUGGCCAGCUAUACCUGUAAAACUCAAUAAGCGUUGUACAUAGUCAAAGUAAUUUAUGCAGCUAGUAGUUUUGUGCGGCCUGCCUCUUAUGCUAUGUUCGUCUGAUGUGUAAAAAUCACACUCACGGUUGUUACCUCAAAGCUGUCAAGAGCUCGACACGUCAAAGCAGGCAAGCAAAUGCAUUGCGACUCUUUCCUACUGACACACAAAGCCAACGAUUAUUUGCAUAUUUUCUAAUCUAGCGCCUGUAGUUUGUGUAUGAAGCUCAAGUUUCCUGUGGGGAAAUCAUGGUGGUUAUAUAUAGCGUUCUACAGAGAGCUGUAGUCAGUGUUUAUGGACCGUAACUGCCUCAUGCAGCCUUUUCUAUCAUUUAAUUCGACCUGAGUUUGCAUAACAUACUUCUUUUCAAUUAAAAAACAACAACAUUUGGGUGAUCAGCUCUUUAAUUUGGUGCUUUUGUGUUUUAUAUCUGCGUAAUUGUAAUCAAUGCGAGAGGAUUUGCUCGUAGCAUGCUGCAAUCGCCUACACGUGUCACCUCUCAGUCCUCAGAUUGUUCUCUCUUGCAUUUUGUGCAACUCAUGGCUGAUUUGUUACGUGCGGAACUGUUCUAAUCUCAGUGAACGACUGUUUGUUAAUAUAAAGCUUUUGAGAAAGGCUGUGAAGGUCAGUAAUUGUUCACCACAGCUUUCGGUGGGCUAUGAUGUGUACAUAUGAUGACACAUUGAAUGUUCUGUUCGAGGAGGCGUUUCGGGAGUCGCGUGUCACGUGAUCAGCUUAAAUGUGAUCAGAUUCACACAGACUGUCAUUGGUGAGUUACUUUUACGCCGUGCGUUGGGCAAAAUAAUAAGCCUGCAAUAUCAAAUAACUCACUGUGAUGAGGAAUUUAGUGAGUUGCGAGUAGUACUUUGCCCAUUCUUGAUCUUUAACGCAGUGUGGUGAGUCUGCUUACUGCUUUCAGCCGUCUUCUCAAGCUUGUCUGGAUUUCUGGGAUUGUUUGUGCCUCUGAAUGUCUGCGCAGCUAUGCUCUGUAAUGCACCGCGAAUGCGUUUUAACAGCUGGUGACUCCUCGUCUUUCCCCUUCUAUGAUGCUGGUGUUACCUUUACCGUACAUCAGCACUGAUCAAUACAGUGACAGCGCACUUCCCCGAAUCGAGCGAUCACACAAGUGAUGACUUCAUUUAUCCCCAGUUGGGUUGUUUACAAAACGAGCAAGCUUAAAAGACAGAAAUAGCGAGCCAUAUCUAAAACUAUUUCUGUUGUUGAAAUAAAUGAUUUAAAAAUCGUUUAAUAUUGUAAUAUUUACGAGCCUUUGUCAUGUUGAUGAACUCGCUGCCCCUUUGAGAUAAUGAAUCUAAUGCUGCACGUCUCUGAACCUACAAAGACUGUUUGGGUAUCUUCAUACCACAUUAAAUAGGCCUUAAAGUGGGAUUUCUGGGUAUGUGCUCGUCCAUAGACGAACUAUUUUGGUGUUAAUAGCUUCUAAAAACGUUGUUCUUUUUAUUCUAAAGUCAUCCCGGAAUAUUUUCAUGCACUUAUAACAAGAAAAGCUCCAUUGAAUAUUCAUUUAAAAGUGUUUUCCCCUAUCCUAUUUCCUCAUUAGAACCAAAAUUGUGCAGAAAUUGUAUUUGUGCAAGUUUUAAUUGUGCAAAAAAAAAUAAUGUAAAUGAUUGUUGGUAACCAGCAUGUUUAAAUGUUCUAGUCACUGAAACCUUUAUGCAAAUGACAUUACAUAAAGCCAUUUAUUGAAUAAUUGAUUGGACCGUAGAGAUGGUGGCUGGGACGGUUUUUCUCCUUUGUGAAGGAGUCUUUAAAUUAUUUCCUAAUACCAGCACAGAUUUCAUACCGUGUACAAUUUUCCAUUGCAAGACAGUCAAUCAUUUCAAAAUUUCUCAUUGAGAAAUCCUGUUUAAUGCUUGUUACCUGCUUAUGAAGUCACAAAUCCAAGCACCAAACUGAAACGAUUGUGGCUCAAAACUGUUAAGACAUUUGCCUCAUUUUGCUUUUCAAGUUACUGAAUUUGAACAUCUGCGGUUGUCAGAUGCUGUAAUAAGUCUUUUCACUUGUUGUUUCCUCUUUGAAAUGUUACGUGGGAACUGUUCAUGUAUUCUAUAUUCAAUAAUGUGUUGGGAAAUCUUGCGCUACGCAUAUAUUUGUGUAAAAAAAAAGAAAAGAAAAAAGUAUGCUACUUGUGAAGAAGGAACACGUGGUCCUGAAGGACUCUCGUACUGUUGGGAAGCAGAUCUCUGCGGCCUGAGCUCCCUUUCCCGGAUGAGGAUCACUCUCUGGGAGUUUAUUUCAUAAAGGGACGGAGAGGCUUUUAUUUUUCUGAAUUGUCUAAAUACUAUAUUAUAUGUACUGGAAAGAGACAAAACUAUUUUUCAUCUGCACAUUCUACUUUCUUUUGUUUAUGUGAUAGAUAUUAAUCUUGUUUUCUAAAGACAAAAAAAGACUCGGAACUAAUAUGAAAAUGAAUAAAAGGCUAUUUUGUUCUUUAA
This is a messenger RNA of Pimephales promelas (fathead minnow), 5836 nucleotides long. RefSeq names its product ETS transcription factor ELK1 (gene elk1). The record is from RefSeq and is a predicted model, not a curated record. Gene Ontology annotation, biological process: regulation of transcription by RNA polymerase II; cell differentiation. Gene Ontology annotation, molecular function: DNA-binding transcription factor activity, RNA polymerase II-specific; sequence-specific DNA binding. Gene Ontology annotation, cellular component: nucleus. NCBI's taxonomy places the organism in Eukaryota, Metazoa, Chordata, Actinopteri, Cypriniformes, Leuciscidae.